UCAGCUGACUUCACCCUGGCUGCCUCUCUGGGAGGCUUAAAGGCGCUGCAGUCCGGGGGGUAGAGAGGCUUCUGUGGGCGGUGUAUGGCCCGGAGAGACGCCUGGGACAUUUGUGCAGCAGCAUCAACAGCAGAACAGCAGCAGCAGCAGCCAUAAAUGUGGAUUGUUUACACCGGUCCGACAAGCCUUUCCUGUUUCCCCGCCUCCCCGCGACUCCGAGCGGCCGCCUGUACUCAGCAGCGUAGCCGCAGAUAGCGUCAGUGGAACGGGGCUGAUGGCCCUGGUGCUCGGCCCGGCCUCCAUCACCCUCAGCGUCUGCCUCUGAGACUGCUAGAGAGCUACAAAGCCGCACUGCUACAUCUAGUCGCCUGAAGUCGUGUGGGAAGAGCAGAGAAAGGAGAGGCGGAGCGGGACUCGGGGCGCAGCAUCGCACCGUGCAUGGUGCUGUGUUGUCGGAGGGAGUGGAUGUGCAGCCAGAGCUGACCCGGAGAUGGCUGUUCUCAAACUGGCCGACCAGCCUCCUCUUAUCCAGGCAAUCUUCAGCGGAGACUCUGAAGAGAUCCGGAUGCUCAUAUACAAAUCUGAAGACAUCAAUGCUCUGGAUGCAGAGAAGCGCACUCCGCUGCAUGCAGCGGCCUUUCUGGGUGAUGCGGAGAUCACCGAACUCCUCAUCCUCUCGGGGGCACGCGUCAACGCCAAAGACAACAUGUGGCUGACCCCUCUCCAUCGCGCUGUUGCAUCUCGGAGUGAGGAGGCUGUUCGAGUCUUGAUCCGCCACUCUGCCGAUGUGAACGCGCGGGACAAGAACUGGCAGACGCCGCUGCAUGUUGCCGCAGCAAAUAAUGCGCUGCGAUGUGCUGAGAUCAUCAUCCCACUGCUGAGCAGUGUCAACGUGUCAGAUCGUGGCGGACGUACUGCCCUCCACCACGCUGCCCUCAAUGGUCACACUGAGAUGGUAAACCUUCUCCUCACUAAAGGCGCCAACAUCAACGCUUUUGAUAAGAAGGAUGGCCGAGCGCUGCACUGGGCAGCUUUCAUGGGUCACUUGGAUGUUGUGUGCCUGCUGGUGAGCAAGGGUGCAGAGAUCAGCUGUAAAGACAAACGAGGGUACACCCCACUUCACACAGCAGCCUCCAGUGGACAGAUCGCUGUGGUCAAACACCUGCUCAACCUGUCUGUUGAGAUAGAUGAGCCCAAUGCAUUUGGGAACACGGCUCUCCACGUGGCCUGUUUUAAUGGUCAGGACGCUGUUGUCAGCGAGCUGAUCGAUUAUGGGGCCAAUGUCAGCCAGGCCAACAACAAAGGCUUCACCCCACUGCACUUUGCUGCUGCCUCCACACAUGGAGCGCUCUGUUUGGAGUUCCUGGUCAACAAUGGGGCUGAGGUCAAUGUGCAGAGUCGGGAUGGGAAGAGUCCUCUCCACAUGACUGCGGUUCAUGGGCGUUUCACUCGAUCCCAGACCCUCAUCCAGAAUGGCGGGGAGAUAGACAGUGUGGACAAGGACGGCAACACUCCACUUCACAUUGCUGCCCGCUAUGGCCACGAGCUCCUCAUCAACACGCUUAUCACCAGUGGAGCUGACUGCACGAGGCGAGGAGUCCAUGGCAUGUUUCCUCUUCACCUGGCUGCCUUGAAUGCACACUCUGACUGCUGCCGGAAGCUACUGUCAUCAGGCUUUCAGAUAGACACUCCAGACACCCUGGGGAGGACCUGCCUGCAUGCCGCUGCUGCCGGAGGUAAUGUGGAAUGUGUCAAGUUGCUGCUGAGCAGUGGAGGAGACCACAACAGGAGAGAUAACUGUGGCAGGACCCCUCUUCACUAUGCGGCUGCCAGCCGUCACUAUCAGUGUCUGGAGACUCUUUUGGCAUGUGGCAUUGCCAUAAAUGCCACUGAUAAGUGGGGGCGCUCUGCCCUGCACUAUGCUGCUGCCUCAGACCUGGACAGAAGACGUCGUGUUGCUCUGGAGCCAGAAAGUGAAGGCGUUCAGGCAGAAAGGGAGAAGGAGGCAGCGCUAUGUUUAGAGUUCCUGCUUCAGAGCGGUGCGACAGCCUCGCUGAAGGACAAACAGGGCUACAGUCCUGUCCACUACGCUGCAGCCUACGGACACAGGCACUGUCUGGAACUGUUGCUGGACAGAGAUGACACUCACCAAAACGACUGUGAAUCUCCAAAUGCCAGGAGCCCGAUGCACCUUGCUGCGUACCAUGGCCAUGCUCAGGCCCUGGAGGUGCUGCUGCAGGGGGAGAGAGAAGUAGACCAGGGGGAUGAGGCGGGGAGGACACCCCUGGCCCUGGCAGCUCUUCGUGGCCACUCUGACUGUGUUCACACCCUCCUCAGCCAGGGAGCAUCGCCACGCACCACCGAUAAGCAGUACGGACGCACACCUGUGCACCUUGCAGUGAUGAAUGGCCAUACAACGUGUGUGCGCCUCCUGCUGGAUGAAUCGGAUGGUGCAGACCUCGUGGACGUUGCUGACUCUCAGGGACAGACUCCUCUGAUGCUGGCGGUGGCAGGAGGUCACGUUGAUGCCGUGUCGCUGCUGCUGGAGAGGGAAGCCAAUGUCAAUGUGGCCGAUAACCACGGCCUCACGGCGCUGCACCUCGGGCUGCUGUGUGGUCAGGAGGAGUGCAUCCAGUGUCUGCUGGAGCAGGAGGCUUCUGUUUUACUCGGUGACUCGCGGGGUCGUACUGCCAUCCACUUAGCCGCUGCUCGAGGCCACGCUUCCUGGCUGAGUGAGCUGUUGAGCAUCGCCUGCUCUGAGGCACCAUCGCUGCCCCCGCUGAGAGACCACAGCGGCUACACACCGCUGCACUGGGCCUGUUACUAUGGUCACGAAGGGUGUGUUGAGGUCCUGCUAGAGCAAAAAGGCUGCCGCUGCAUUGAUGGGAACCCUUUCACCCCCCUGCACUGUGCUGUAAUCAAUGAUCAUGAGCCAUGUGCACUGCUGUUACUGGAGGCGAUGGGUUCAGACAUUGCUGGCUGCUGCGACGUUAAGGGCAGGACUCCUCUUCAUGCUGCAGCAUUUGCUGGUCAUGUCGAUUGUGUCCAGUUGCUCCUUUCCCACGAUGCACCUGUGGACAUUGCAGACCAGUCGGGUCGCACUGCACUGAUGAUGGCGGCUCAUAAGGGCAGGUCCGGGGCUCUCGAGGUGUUGUUGACCAGCGCCAGUGCCAGCCUCAGUCUGACCGACAAAGACGGCAAUACGGCCCUGCACCUGGCUUGCAGUAACGGGAAGGAAGAAUGUGUGCUGUUGAUCCUAGAGAAGCUGUCAGACACUGCCCUCGUUAAUGCCACAAAUGCAGCGCUGCAAACUCCUCUGCACCUGGCGGCUCGUAGCGGUCUGAAGCAGGUGGUCCAGGAGCUGCUGUCCAGAGGAGCCAACGUUCAGACGGUGGAUGAGAACGGUCUGACGCCUGCUCUGGCUUGCGCUCCUAGCAGAGAGGUGGCUGACUGUCUGGCUCUCAUUCUGGCUACCAUGAUGCCUUUCUGCUCACCUUGCAGCUCCGGAGCUCCCUCCCCAGGGUCCUUGUUGAGGCAGCUGCCCCACCAGGGGGGUAAAAGCCUGGGCACUGGUCCUCGGGGGCCACGCAGCCCCAGGAACCCUUCGGGACCAUCCAGUGAGGGAACCACAGAGAACGACUCCGAGGACUCAGAAACGUUCUGACUCCCCCUGAACUGACUCUCUAGCUUCCUACCUCGAGCGGUGCACCUGAACGUCUUACCUCUCUCCUCCUGGAGGAACGAUGCAGUGUUUGAGUGCACGACUGAGGGAGAAGGAUAGAGACUUGGUCAUUUAUAGAGCUCAAUAAUGUUCAAUAUUAAAUAAAUAACCACAUGAAUAACUUGUGGAAAAUACAUGAUCAUGAGAGGAGUUAAAAUAGAUGGUUAAUAUAUUUAACACAGUUUAUUCAUAUUUCUCAUGUCUUCUGUUUGUUUAAUAUUGAACCUUUGGUGCUCCACAUGCAGUGUCUACAUCUGUUCCUCGUGUGGGGAACGUGAACAGCAUCGCUCUGCUUUGACGCCAGGCUGGAGGCUCUGCAGCUUUUUUUUUUAGUGCUCUUUUUAAAAAAAACAAAGAUGGGAGCGCCUGCACUGCCCAGGACUGACUGACAGGAGCCCAACGCGGCGCUCCGUGAACACAAACCCGAUCUGGCCCAGUUGUGGUUUGGGUCUGCAUGCUUGUGUUAAUUUACACCACGGUUCAUUCUUUCUACUCACGGGUGCUUAAAUCCAAACCGACCUCGGUACUUAGUCUCUGCGCGGCGCAGCAGCUCGCCUCUGAGACGCGUUUUGUCUUUUUAAAAGAAGCCAUUUUUAACUGUUUGUACAAAAUGAAGUAGACUUAAAAAAAUCAAAGUGUAAUUUUAAAACUUUUUAUGAUUUAGGCUUGUUGUACCAAAUAUUUGACUCCCACAAAUAAAUAAUUAACAUGUGCUGAAGGGUCACAGGUACAUAGAGCUUGUUUUUAACUGUUUAACAGCUAAAGCACAAAUUUGUAGGUUUUUGUGAUGAAAUGUGGAUAGAAUGUGAAUUCUAUGGCCUCUCCACGAGGUGUUAGUAGUUCAGAUGUAGACCAGAAUAGAGGACACUUGGUACAUCUCCAUUUCCUUAACAUGCUUUCUUCCCACUACGGAGAGAAGUUUAGAAAUCUGUGUAAGCCACCCAUGCUCCAACAAGAAGGGUGAAAUAUUUCCAAAGUUAAUAUUCUCAAACACUUGGGCACAAUGCUAUGAUAGUCUAUUAAUGUUUUAAGCAGUGGCCCACCUCAUUGCCUUGAGCUAUCAUUAGCCUAAAACAGGAUUAGCAUAAUCCAGAAGAACCUCUUGCUGGGUUAGAUUGUUAGCGUAAUACUUUUCACAUACAAAUCUAGCAAUUUAACUCUUUAUUAAUCUGAAAAUAACAGAUUUUGUGAUAGUAUAAAGCCACCAACUAUGUGCUGCUUUCAGGUGGACUAAAAGUAGUAGAACUGGAAUAAUGAUUUGGGGUAACUGAACGAUUUCCAAAACAUCCAAUAUAUUAACCAUCAAUAUGUAGUGCAUUAAAAUCAGCUUGGUGACAUUUCCCUGUGUGGUGUGGCCAACAUCAGGAGUAGACGGGUGGAGUGUGUCACAGGUGGGGUUGUAGAGAUUAACCAUGGGGGUUAAUGGGGGUCACUGCUACCGUGCUAAAGCAGCAGUCGGUGUUCUUCUAGUUUAAAUUCAGGCUGAAGGUCACAGGUCAGUUCACCACUUGAAGCAAUGUGUGGAAUGAAGUCAUGUGUCACCAUUAAAGGAUCAUUUUCCAGGUCAAGGGUAAGGAGCGACGUAAUAAGGGAAUGGAGAUGUACCCAGUGAUGAAUACAGGGUUCAUAAGGACCAGAUUAAAGGAUGAGAUUAUGAAUAAGAUUUAUGCAUUUUGUCCUCUGGCCUUGAAUGGCCAUCUGCACUGUUUCCACUCCAUGUGUAUCCCUUCCUGUUGUGCAUGCUUGCACAUUUUGUUGUCCAGGGUAGCAAAGUGUUUUUUUAUUUACUGUAAUGUUUAAUCAUGGAAGCCCAGAUUCUUAACAAAGACCAAAUUUCUGAAGCAAUGAAAAGCUCUUUUAGCUCUGUUCUUUGUGCUAUUUAUUAUCUAUUACAUGAUGGUACAAAUACUGCCAGCACUUAAAUGUAAAAUAACACAGGGCCUCACAUUCCUCCCCUCUGUUUGUCCACCUGCCAGCUAUGUGCCAUUGUUUCCGAUGUGUCCAGUGCCUUGAUGAUUUCUUUAUCUUUUACAACGUAUCCUGUGUUAGUACUUUUAAAGGAUGAGUUCACCGUUAUUGCAAAAUAAUAAGUGUUAGUGGUACUGAGUGGUGCAGAUUUUGUCCAUGCUUUGAGACUCAGACUUCUGCCAGCAGCAGGGUGGAGGCUGUUUUAUUGUUUGUGGAGGAUUUUUUGCCUUUUGGUACACGGCUCGAUACCCAAGGAGUGUAGCAGACAGCUGUCAGUGCUGCUCAAUGGGAAAUAAUGUCUCUAACUAGCCAUUGAAUCCUCAUCAGGAGCUGCUAAAUGGAACUGAAGGUGAAGCUCGAAAGCCAACGUGUGCUGUGAAAACCAGACUUGAUGCUGCUGAAGGUCACGUGAUGUGAUGGGAAGCUGUGGAAGAGUUAGUGAAUGGACCUUUAAGUGGUGGGGAUAAUCCACAGAGCUCACUGUAAGAAGAAAGAUGGGGAAAUGACUGAAACAGCGAGUCCAUAGACGGAAAAUUAGUUUUAUUUAAUAACUGCCUCCUUUUUAUAUAAAAAUACCAGCAAGUAUUUGCUUGUUUUCUUUCUCUUGUGUGAAAUUAAAAAAAAAAAUUCUUAAUUUUACAAUGGAUGAAGGAAGAUUUCUGCCACAAACAAUGAGUCCUCUCUCUGCUCCUUGGAGGUGCAAAUCUUAAAACCUGGACUAAAGAAAGUCAAGCGUCACUCGGCACCACCAGGUACCAACAGUUUUGUUAAAAUCAUGUGAACUUAUUCUUUAUUUUAGCGAGUGUAAUAUGAGUUGUUAAGUUGCUUUGAAUGACAGUGUUUGACACAAGUUUCACUCGAGCAUUUUCUCUCCUUAAACCUGUGAGGUCUAAGUCGUCAUGUGUAGGAACACUUACCCUAAUCCCAUUAUUUUGGAAAAGGCAAAAAGUGAGUGAGGAGGUUUUAGUGUUUCAGUUAAAAUGAGGAUUUCUUUGGUCCCCGAUUGCCCAGACUUGGGAGAAUAAAGUAGUAAAAAAAGGUCUGAUUGCUGAGGGUCAGGGUCAUCACCAGUGGCAACUUAGACCUCAGAGGGUUAAAGGCUGGUGAUUUUCCCCUCCCCCUAAUUUUAUUGUCAACAAAUCCACUGCUGCAUAAGCCCUUUGGUUCCUAAUGAAGAGUCAAAUGAUUUCCACAGAAAUGUCCUGAAACUUUCCAAAGAACUAAAAGUCUCUUUGGCUUUAUGUUGUCUGUGUUUCCUCUGCAGUCUGAAGGUCAAGUCAGAAAGAAUUAUUUUUUAUUUUUAUCAGUUUGUGUAGUAUUUGUCUCACCAGCUGAUUCCUGUUGAUGUUAGAGAGGCUGGAUCACAGCAUUAGAAAGCAACAGUAAUGUUUAAAGGAAAAAAAUGUGAGAGUGAAGAAAACAAAAUGAGCGGAUGCAAAGACUGUUGGGAAAAGGACAAUCUACAGCAGCUUCGAAUGGCCCUGAUGUACAAAACCGUGAUGACAUUAAAGUCAGACCUCAUACUGUCAUUAAUACUCACCUGGUUUUACACUUUGGGAGUAACUGAAACGGUGUAAACCAUUUUGAAUUCCAUUGUAAAUCCAAAAAAAAAAAAAAACCUUUGUAGAAAUAAAAAAUAAAUGUAAAUUUCUUGAUGAACUUAAAAGUGCUUUGGAAUCCAACUCAUAUUUUUUAGUUAAUAUAACAAGAAUCUCAAGGAUUUUCUUAAUUACACAAAAGCAGCAUGAGUACAUGUGUGUACCUGUAAGUUAUUGAAUCAGAAACUGCAGUUACAGAUAUUUCAGUGCAGCUGUUAUUACUCUGCACUGCACACUCCUACCUGGGCCACCUCAGUGAUACUCAGCAACCAGCUACCCACUCUUCUCAUGUGUGGAUAGAGGUCCACAGAUCGGGAUUUCACCAGCAUGUUAGUGUUAAUUUCUUUGCACGUUUAUUUCUUUGAAUGCUGGAUUACUUGUUGAAAUUCCACUGUGGGCCCUGAUCAUUUUCAUCAUUUAAACUUUGAUUUCCCGGGUGGAAGUGCUGUUAGUGUUUUAGUCUCCUGAGAAAGCUUCUUCAGAAAGAUUUGGGCUUUUGCUUUCAUUAGUACACGAGCGAGUAUUAUUGCAGCAGGAUCGAUUCGAACUUUGUAAUUUAAGGACAACAGUGCAGCUCUGUGGCUCAGAGGAAUGAGUUAUUGGGCUUUAAUACAUUUUAGUUUGCAGUCAUUUGUUGACAAUAAAAUAUCUCCAGCCUUGUGUGUGUGAGUGUGUGCUAGCUUUAGGUACUGAUAUGAAAUCCACUCGCUUCUUGUACAUUAUGUACUGUAAGGAAAUGCUUUGUAUGAAGAAAAUCUCCAGCCCAGAUGGUUUUGUUUGACUUUGGAUUAAAAUGGAAUGACUCAUGAAUCCUGUUGCUUGAUAAGCACAUAUAUUGUUAGUAAGCACAGUCUUCUCUGCCUCUGCUGUCCCUGAACGACAGAGCCUGUCUGCCAGUAUUAUAAUUCAACUAGAAAAUGAGCUUCAGCAGGCCUGACAAUCGCCAUGUGAUUUUCAUACCAGUUCCUGAUGCAGUAUGACAUGCAGGGGGCUGUUUGUCACCUACACUUUGUUUUAUAUCAACUGUACAACAAUAAAAAUCAGUUUGGAGUUAAA
Molecule: messenger RNA, 8343 nt
Organism: Archocentrus centrarchus (flier cichlid)
Lineage: Eukaryota; Metazoa; Chordata; Actinopteri; Cichliformes; Cichlidae
Gene: ankrd44
Product: ankyrin repeat domain 44
Exons: 28
Coding region: 491-3664 (1057 amino acids)
Molecular function (GO): protein binding
Source: RefSeq, a predicted model, not a curated record